ACGACGAACUUCAUCCCGGACCCAGCCCCCCACGCUACAUGGACGACUGGCAACUUCCACGCACAGAAUCUCCGGCAUAUGAACCCGAGGUUCCUGUGUCGCAGCCAGUACACUCGCGGACCCAGAGUCAUAGUCGGAGCCGCAAUCAAAGCCAGGGUCGCACAAGGCCCAGGAGGGCCGAUAGCGAUGAGCCGUACGAUGUUGAUUUUGAAAAGGGGGCGUAUGCUAGAUAGAUUUACGCAUGCGCAAGUUGUGCGGUUGCCUGGAUAUGAAGGGUAG
Molecule: messenger RNA, 279 nt
Organism: Bipolaris zeicola 26-R-13
Lineage: Eukaryota; Fungi; Ascomycota; Dothideomycetes; Pleosporales; Pleosporaceae
Exons: 1
Source: RefSeq, a predicted model, not a curated record